AAACACUCAUAUUGAUAGGAGAACUCAGAGAGAAACAGAUUCAGAGUCUUUUCAUCAUGGAGUUCAUCAGGUCUGCGCUGAUCUUCUCGAGCCUCCUUCUAACUGCUUUGGCGCAGAAGCCGGUGUUGUCGCUGGAGCCUCGCAGCGCGGUGGUCAAACAGGAUGAGACGGUGAGUUUCCGGUGCCGGGUGGUCAGCGGCUCGCAGCCUGUGCAGCUGGAGUGGAAACGAGCCAACAACCAGCCGCUUGGAGAUAACAUCAAGGUCGGUCCUGAUGGGUCAGUAAUGACAAUUGCUUCAGCUCAACCCGGAAACCAGGGGCCGUACCGCUGCACAGCCACCAACGCUCAGGGCAAGACCAUCGUUACCGCAACCCUGUCUGUCAAACAACCUCCGAAGGUGCGCGUCACCCCCUCCGGCCCAGUGAGGGUAGGAAUGGGCGAAACGGCCUCUCUGGAGUGCCACGCUUCCGGACGGCCCCGUCCAUCCAUCACCUGGGUGAAACGGGAAGCGGGAGGAGAGACUGUGCUGGUUUCUACGACGACGGACACCAAGGCUAUGCUGAAGGUGACCGUGUCGGACCCGCAGGACUCUGGGACGUUCGUAUGCCGGGCUCAUAACAAGGACGGCACGACGGAAGAGAAGGUGGAGCUUAGGCUGGAGGGCGGAGUCUCGGGCGGCGGUCCGCCCAAAGCUUCGGUCAGCCAGACGGACAUCGCGGCUGUAGAGGGAAAAACGGUCACCAUGCACUGCCGGGCCACCGGUUCCCCCACUCCCGCCAUCUCCUGGUCCAAGCUACGUGCUCCCUUGCCAUGGCAGCACAAAGUAGAAGGAGGAACCCUGACCCUGAUCAACCUGGGACGCCAAGACUCGGGUCAGUAUAUCUGUAAUGCUACAAACUCCGCCGGUUUCGAGGAAGCCUACGUACAGCUGGAGGUCGACACUCCGCCGUACGCCACCUCGGUUCCGGACCACCUGAGCGCUCGCCGCGGAGACACCAUGCGCCUGCAGUGCAUCGCCCACGGGUCCCACCCCAUCAGCUUCCAGUGGUCGCGCGUGGGCAGGGCCGGCUUGCCCUCCGGGGCCAAGGUGACCAAGGACGGGGUUCUGACCGUCGCCCAGCUGAAAGUGGGCGACAGCGGGACGUACAAGUGCGUGGCCAGCAAUCACGUCGGGACCAGCGAGACCACCGCCGCCGUCUCGGUCAGAGCGUAACUCUUCCCCCCCGAGCCCGAUGACGCCAGGACCCACGCCGUCUCAGCGGCGAACCAUCGUAGCGGCCUUUAUAUCUGACAGUAUUAAAUAUGGUUGAUUAUUAUAAGUGUGUGUACGCAGCGAAUGAAAAACGUCGCGCCGUGUUUAUAAUCCCUGUAGAACGUUCCAGCACUUACGCUCAAUAAAUACCCAAUAAAUAUUCCCUACACCCACA
Trichomycterus rosablanca is the source of this 1428-nucleotide messenger RNA. Its product is annotated as basement membrane-specific heparan sulfate proteoglycan core protein-like. Gene Ontology annotation, biological process: cell-cell adhesion. The record is from RefSeq and is a predicted model, not a curated record. Lineage: Eukaryota; Metazoa; Chordata; Actinopteri; Siluriformes; Trichomycteridae. Gene Ontology annotation, molecular function: cell adhesion molecule binding. The coding region runs from base 57 to 1214 and encodes 385 amino acids. Gene Ontology annotation, cellular component: plasma membrane; cell-cell junction. The transcript has 9 exons.